Molecule: messenger RNA, 2152 nt
Organism: Hevea brasiliensis (rubber tree)
Lineage: Eukaryota; Viridiplantae; Streptophyta; Magnoliopsida; Malpighiales; Euphorbiaceae
Product: disease resistance protein RPV1-like
Exons: 3
Coding region: 1-2004 (667 amino acids)
Biological process (GO): defense response; signal transduction
Molecular function (GO): ADP binding
Source: RefSeq, a predicted model, not a curated record
AUGGCUCUUAAGGCCAUCAAAGAAAACUCUUCUUCUUCUUCUUCUUCUUCUUCUUCUUCUUCUUCUUCUUCUCAACAAUGGCAAUAUGAUGUUUUUCUUAGCUUUAGGGGUGAAGAUACCCGUAAGAAUUUUAUCAGUCAUUUGUGCAAAGAGUUUCGUCAAAAAGGAAUCAUAAUAUUCAAGGAUGAUCGAGAACUUGAGAAAGGGGAAACUAUUUGUCAAGAACUCCUCAAAGCAAUUGAAAGCUCCAAAAUUUCUCUUGUCAUCUUUUCAAAAAAUUACGCUUCUUCAACAUGGUGUUUGGAUGAACUCGUAAAAAUUUUAGAAUGCAAGAACUCUGGCAACCAAAUAGUUUUGCCCAUUUUCUAUGAUGUGAAUCCAUCAGAAGUUCGAAAACAGAAUGGGAGUUUUGAAAAUGACUUUGAACAUUAUCAGCAGAACGACGAGAGGGUGCAACGGUGGAGACUUGCUAUGACUCAAGUGGCCAAUCUUUCUGGAUGGAAUUUACAAGAAAGGGAGGAGUCAGAGUUUAUUCAGGAUAUCACUAAAGAUGUACUUAACAAAUUGGGAAGAUUUAGUCAUAGCAUAGCCAAGGAUUUUGUUGGAAUGGACUCACGAUUAGAGAAAAUGAGAUUGUGUAUCAAUAUAAAGGAGCUAAAUAAUGUCAAAACCGUAGGUAUUUGUGGGAUGGGUGGCAUUGGAAAAACGACUAUUGCUAGUGUCACCUACAAGGAAAUGCAAUGCCAAUUUGAGGGUAGUGCUUUUCUUGCGGAUGUUAGAGAAACUUCAAGAAAAUAUGGUUUGUUCACUUUACAAAGGCGACUUUUAUGUGCAGCAUCGAUGGAAAGAGACAUAGAUGUGUACGAUGAAUACAAUGGAGUUUAUCACAUAAAAAAUAGGCUAUCUCAGAAGAAGGUUUUGGUCAUUCUUGAUGAUGUUGAUGAGUUAGAGCAAUUAGAAUUAUUAGUUGGAAAAAAAGAUGAAAACUGGUUUGGAGUUGGAAGUAGAAUCAUAAUAACGACUAGGGAUGAACAUUUGUUGAUCCAACAUGAAGUAGAUCAAAUAUAUAGGGUUGAGGAGUUAAAUCAUCAUGAAGCCCUUCAACUCUUUUGCUUGAAAGCCUUUAAGAAAGAUUGUCCACCACAAGAUUACAUGGAGCUAUCCAACAAAGCUGUAAACUAUGCAGGUGGCCUCCCAUUAGCGCUGAAUGUUUUGGGUUCCUCCUUGUAUGCUAGAUCUGUGAAGGAAUGGAACAGUGCAUUGAAGAGGUUGAAAGAAAUUCCCAAUGAAAAAAUUCUAAGUAAGCUUGAAAUAAGUUUUGAUGGAUUGGAGGAAAUACAAAAAAAAAUAUUUCUUGACAUCGCAUGCUUUUUCAAAGGAAAAAUGAAACGUUAUGUGAUGAAAGUACUGGAAAGUGGUGGAUUUUACCCAGAUAUUGGUAUAAGGGAGAUUAUCGAUAAAUCUCUCAUAACUAUUUCAAACAACCGUGUGUGGAUGCAUGAUUUGCUUGAAGAAAUGGGUCAAGAAAUCGUUCAUCGAGAAUGUCGAGAAGAGCCUGGACGACGUAGUAGACUAUGGCUUUAUAAGGAUGUCUGUCACAUCUUAAUGAAUGAUACGGGAACAAAUCUAAUUGAAGGUGUAGUCCUGGAUUAUAUGUUUGAUCAAGGAGAAAGAUGCAUGAGUUCUAAAGCCUUCUUGAAGAUGAAAGCUCUCAGAUUGCUCAUACUUUGCAAUUUAAACCUCUCCAAAGACAUUGAAUAUCUUUCCAAUGAAUUAAGAUACUUGGAAUGGCGUGGGUAUCCUUUCAAAUCUUUGCCACAAACUUUUCAACCAGAUCAACUUGCUGAGCUCCAUUUGUCUUAUAGCAGAAUUGAACAAUUAUGGAAGGGAGUAAGAGUAUGUAUAAUUAACUCCUUAUAUCUGUUUAUUACUCUGGUUUUACGGUUUCUUUCUGAUUUCCUUUCUAUAUCUUUUACAGCCAUUAAAGUUGUUGAAGAUAAUUGAUCUUAGUUACUCUAAAAAAUUAAUCAAGACACCCGACUUUAGAGAGAUCCCAUACCUUGAAGAGUUGAUUCUUGAAUGUUGUACAGGAUUACUUGAAGUACACCAUUCUAUUGGACUUCUAGAAAGGCUUGUUUUACUGAACAUGAAG